GCAUUAGGAUUUUUAUCUUCUUAUGGAAUCGGAAUGGAAUAUGAUCAAGCCAAGGCACUAAUAUAUUAUACCUUUGGAAGUGCCGGAGGAAGCAUGAUAUCUCAGAUGAUUUUGGGAUACAGAUAUUUGUCAGGAAUCAAUGUUCUGCAGAAUUGUGAAGUUGCCCUAAAUCAUUACAAGACAGUGGCAGAUUAUAUUGCUGACAAAUUGGAAAAAACUGAAGGUAUCCCAGUGGAAAAAGUGAGACUUACCGAAAGACCUGAAAAUCUGAGUUCUAACAGUGAGAUUUUGGAUUGGGACAUAUAUCAAUACUAUAAAUUUUUGGCAGAAAGAGGAGAUGUUCAGAUACAAGUACAACAGCAACCUUUAUCUGGAGCACAUAAAGUAGACUUGAAAGUGUACCUGCCCCAUGACUCCUUGGCUGAGUGUACCCCAGUGAUGGAUUUCUCCAUCAGCAUGUACCAGGAGAUGCAGACUAGUUGUAUGUAUUUAGAGGGGAAUGCUGCAGCACCCCAAAAUAAUGCCACUGCCUUCAAAUACUUUUCCAUGGCAGCUGAUAAGAUUUCUAAAUUCGGAGCUGUCUCUGCUGGCUCUGGAGUAUGGAAGGAUUAUAAACUUGCCUUCAAAUAUUUCUACUUGGCAUCUCAAAGUGGGCAACCCCUUGCCGUUUAUUAUCUGGCCGAGAUGUAUGCCACAGGAACAGGAGUGCUAAGAUCCUGCAGAACUGCUGUGGAGCAGUUUCAUUGUGGAGGGGUAGAAACAAGAUUGGAGUGUGUUGAAGAUUAUGUGGAAGGCAAUGCAUUCGCAAGAGUAAAAAUUGGCGAUUACCAUUAUUAUGGCUACGGGACCAAGAAAGACUAUCAGACAGCAGCCACACAUUACAGCAUUGCAGCCGACAAAUACCACAGUGCACAAGCCAUGUUCAACCUGGCAUAUAUGUAUGAACAUGGUUUAGGUAUCGAAAAGGACAUUCACUUGGCCAGGAGAUUUUAUGACAUGGCUGCUCAAACAAGUCCAGAUGCAUACCUACCCGUCUUCUUUGCACUCAUGAAACUGGAAACUGUGCAUUUCCUCCGUGAUAUCCUGUUUUUUGAUUUUACAAUGAGAUGGAAAUGGGUGAAACUGGAUAAUGACCUUGGACCAUACUGGGAUUUAUUUGUGAUUGGCCUACUUGCCGUGUUGCUGAUCAUCUUGCUUAGAAAUCGGCACGCAUAG
Chrysochloris asiatica (Cape golden mole) is the source of this 1215-nucleotide messenger RNA. Its product is annotated as protein sel-1 homolog 2-like. The transcript is spliced from 12 exons. NCBI's taxonomy places the organism in Eukaryota, Metazoa, Chordata, Mammalia, Afrosoricida, Chrysochloridae. The annotation marks the transcript as partial. Gene Ontology annotation, cellular component: endoplasmic reticulum membrane. The record is from RefSeq and is a predicted model, not a curated record. Gene Ontology annotation, molecular function: protein binding. Gene Ontology annotation, biological process: ERAD pathway.